Molecule: messenger RNA, 1466 nt
Organism: Onthophagus taurus
Lineage: Eukaryota; Metazoa; Arthropoda; Insecta; Coleoptera; Scarabaeidae
Product: WD repeat-containing protein 20
Molecular function (GO): protein binding
Source: RefSeq, a predicted model, not a curated record
GUCAACAAUCUAAACAUAACCUCAAAAAUAAAUACACAAAUAUUAAUAAAAAAAUUAGAUGUUUUUGAGUAAAUUGUUUAGUAAAAUUGUAAUGUAGUAUGUCAUCUCGGAUUAUCGGGCCGAAAAUGGCUAGGGCUGAAGCGUUAUGCACCCAAUCUUUGUUGGAAGCUGGAGAACGACCCUUGGAGAGGCCUUUAGUGGAACCUGGGGAUGUAAAAACCCAAUUUGUGACUAGAGAGGGUACAUAUCGUUUGAUGACUCUUAGUGAAUAUUCCCGACCUAAUCGUGUAGGAUAUCAACCACAAGGACAAACACCACCACAAGUAAAAGUCUCAUUAAUAAGUCUACCAGAUGCAGGAGAGCGAAUAUGUUUUAAUUACGGCCGAGAACUUUACGUUUACGUUUAUAAAGGUAUUAAAAAAGCUGCUGAUUUAAGUAAACCUCUCGAUAAAAAAAUCUAUAAAGGUACAAGUCCUACUUGUCAUGAUUUUAAUAGUUUUGAAGCAAAUGGGGAUUCAAUUUCGAUUGUUGUUGGAUUUACUUCCGGUCAAGUCCAAGUUUUUGAUCCUUCUAUGAAAGAUUUAAAUAAACUCUUCAAUGAGGAGCGACAUAUUGAUAAAACUCGAAGUACUUGUGUCAAAUGGGUCCCAGAAAGUAAAAAUUUAUUUUUAUCAGCACAUUCAAAUGGUUAUUUGUAUUUAUAUAACCAUGAAUUAGCAUGUAAUAGUAGUCAAAUUCCUUCUUAUCAACCGUUUAAAUCAGGGGAUGGUUUUUCUGUGAGUUGCUCAAAAACGAAAUCUAGUCGAAAUCCGUUAUUUCGUUGGACAAUUGGGAAUGGAGCUGCUAUAAAUGAUAUGAGUUUUAGUCCAAAUGGAACUUAUUUAGCUAUUGUAUCACAAGAUGGGCUUUUAAGAGUUUUUCAAUACAACACAAUAGAAUUAGUUGGAACUGCUCGGUCGUAUUUUGGAGGACUUUUAUGUGUUGCUUGGUCUGGAGAUGGUCGUCUUUUAGCUGCUGGUGGUGAAGAUGAUUUGAUUACGAUUUAUUCGUUGGAACAAAAACGAGUUAUUGCUCGAGCUCAAGGUCAUCAUUCUUGGGUGUCAGCGGUUGCUUUCGAUGCAAAAUUAGAGGCGGAAUCGAAUUAUCGAAUAGGAUCUGUUGGACAUGAUACACAACUUUGUUUGUGGGAAUUACCAGAAGAGGCUUUAUCACCACCAAGACAGAGGGUUAAAAGAAAACCGGAUCCUUUACAAUUGGUUGGGACCCCAAUGUGUCCUCGAUUGGAUGAGUGCCCUCUUUUGGAGCCAUUGGUGUGUAAGAAAAUAGCCCAUGAAAGAUUGACUUCUAUUAUUUUUCAACCUGAUUGUAUUUUAACUGCUUGUCAGGAUGGAUAUGUUUAUACUUGGGCAAGGCCUCCAACUUGAAAUUAUUUCUUUUAUUAAAAUAUAAAAUAUUCUUUAUUAUCA